Molecule: messenger RNA, 522 nt
Organism: Zingiber officinale
Lineage: Eukaryota; Viridiplantae; Streptophyta; Magnoliopsida; Zingiberales; Zingiberaceae
Product: secreted RxLR effector protein 161-like
Exons: 4
Source: RefSeq, a predicted model, not a curated record
AAUGCGACAGCUGACAAGAAGCAACUGGAGCAAAGUAGUGAAGGGGAGAAGAAAGAAAGUGUUGGUGCUCCUUCAGAGAACAUAAUCUUAAAGAAGAAGAAAUCCAAGAAAGAAAAAUCAUCAAAGGAACAGGAGGAGCAUGAUCAAAAUCAGGAGAAAGGAGACAUUGAAGCUGAAGUGGCAGAUGCAACUGCAGUUGACGUAAAGGAAAGGAUAAAGAAGGUGGCCUCCAUGAGGAAGAAGAAAUCAAGCAAAGAGAUGGAUGUCGAACAGUUGAAUAAAAGAGCUUCUUACUUGAUAUAUACAGAUGCUAGUUUCCAGGCAGACAAGGAUGGCUCCAAGUUCCAGUCUGGAUUCAUAUUUAUAUUCAAUGGAAGUGCAGUUAGUUGGAAAAGUUCUAAGCAAGACACUGUUGCAGAUUCUACCCGUGAGGCAAAAUACAUUGCAGCUUCAGAAGUAGCAAAGGAACAUUACCUAUUUACUGCGACAACACUGGAGCCAUUGUAUAAGCAAAGGAACUGA